Schistosoma rodhaini is the source of this 5580-nucleotide messenger RNA. NCBI's taxonomy places the organism in Eukaryota, Metazoa, Platyhelminthes, Trematoda, Strigeidida, Schistosomatidae. The record is from the annotation of a GenBank genome assembly.
AAAGAUGCUUUCGGUUUUGGCGUUUGUGGACUGGGUUUGUUUGUAACAUAAAUCUGAGUUGUCAAGACUCAUACAACGAUUGGCGUUCAUACUGUUGAUAGUCCAAAGUAAUAAUAUGUUGAUGUCGCUUUGCCACGUUUACACCUUGGCUUACGGACUCUUGGAUUAUAAAUAAUGGACGUCCAACUGAAGUGACUUCAUCCUGUUAUUUAUGGAUAUUGACAACGAUAUCAACCAAGUUUUGCCAGCAGGUAAACUAGCUAGAGAACCAGAUCGUCCAACUCAUAUAUGCACUUCCAUUUUGCAAAACCCUUCUUCCAAUUCAUCAAAAACUGUACCAUUUUUCCCACGUGUAUUGCUUAGCGUCCAGCAACCUCUGUCUAGUCUAAUAAAUCAAACAAUAAUACAACCUACUGCUCUUACCACUGCAUCUGUGGCCAAUACGCCUUUACCACAUGUUUCAAGUUUACAAAUGUCGGCUACAUCAGUUUCAUCUCCCAUUAAUUCUACCAAUCAGUUCUUCCCUUUGAUAUUGGCUGCCGCAUCUACAUUGCCUCCGUCAACAUCAAGUGCACCGACACCACUACAACUUCACUUAGGGAACUAUUCAGGAAGCUCUAGUGUUGCGUCAGCAUCAAGUCAGAGUAUCUUUUUGCAUCCAACUGUCACAACUACUGCAUCCUGUUUGUCAGUGCCGAAUGUUCUAAACAGUCCAUCGCGGCUAAGUACAUCUGGUGUUACGACAGCUUCUACUCCAUUAGUUGCUUCAUUAAUCAAUAAAAACUGUUCCACAUCACCGUCAGUAGCUUCUGUUGUCAUAUCUCCACAGGCUCCAAACCACAUACAACCAACACUUGCUUUAAGAUUCGCAACCCAUACGUCAACUCAAUGUAGCUCUAUCGUUACAACUGCAACAGUGAAUUCAAGUGCCUGCCCUCUAGUGUUUGAAACCCCUACAACAAAUGUUACGUUGCCACUUCAGUCUCAAAGAUCACAUUGUGUGACUGCUAUAAAUUUUCCUGCACCGACUUCUGUAUCCGGCAGUUUGCUCAUGAGUUCUACUCUCUGCUCAACUCCACGUGUACUUAUUCAUAAAUCUCAAAACCUUUCAAACCCACCAUCUUUGAUAGAGAAUCCAACAACUUCAACUACUACUGUAUCUCCCAGUAAGAUGAGUACAUCUGAUUCCAGUUUCAUCAAUUUAUCGAAUCCCUCUAUCAUUUUCCAUGAUCAAAUAAAUACACAGUCUCCACAAACAUCAAAAUCGAAAUUGGUUAAUUUUACCACACCACUAUCUGCUACUGUUCGUUUGAUUACACCUCCAUCUACAGUUUGCGCGACUACUAAAUCCACAUGCACUGUAUCCACUUCUGGAAAUAGUGCUGUCGUUUUCCCGACAUCUUUAUCUCAGACUGGAGCACUUCCAACUCGACCAUCUUUAGCAAAUACAGGUAGUGUAUGGUCAGGGUUGACAGUGAGUCCUAAUGUUUCGUUCAUGUCUCCUUCCAGUGGUAAUGUUGUUGCUAUUCAGUCUUCACAAUCCUUGAUUGUUCAAGCUCAAUCUGGCUUACCUGUUCAGUCAACUAUAGCGACUUCUUCAUCUUUAAAUCCAAGUUUGAUGAUGUCUCUUCGAAGUUUUUCUGGAAGUUCAUCAAAUACAGGUCCAUCUUUACCCUUGAGUGCAGCUAAUCAUACAGUGCUGGCCUUCAACUUGGCAAAUUCAAAUGUUCAUAGUACUCCUACAACAUGUACAAGCGUUACAGGAAUGUUUACAAAUCCUGUCCGGCAAAUAAAUUCUUCCAAUCCUACUUCUCCACUAAUAGUUCGCGCUAAUGGACCUUCGGCAGUUGGAUAUAUACCAAAUACUAGUACGGUUAUGGGUCCUACAUCGCUUUUAAAACCAUUCAAUUUAAGCGGAAACACGGGGUUAUCUUCUACCUCGUCCAGCACAUCUGUGGUACCGCAUAUUUUACCGGUCAAUAUUGCUCCAGCCAAAUUAACUCCUCUACAGCCAUCGAUAUCUGCUUCAACUUCUUCAAUAUCGCAUACCCGUUCAAACUUUUCUCAAAAUAACUCUGUUUGCAUUAGUUCUCAUCGCCUCCCAACUUCAUCUAUUUUUUCUCAACCAAGUCGAAAGAGAGCACGUAAGCAGCAACUCGCUUCAUCUUUCUCAUCUGUAAUGAUUACUCCAGUUUCGGUUGUCUCGUCGACCACAUCGACUACAGUCGGUAUGAAUAGUCUAGUAAAUUCUUCUAGUUUAAAUUCUGUAGUGUCGGGAUGUCGCAGCGUAUUACCAUCAACACCCACCCUGGUUGCCAUGGCCAAACCAACUAUUCAACCACAUCAGUUCGCACAACCUGUGUACAGCUGUCAGGUGACACACUCACCGCAGAUCUCAGGAAGUUCUAUCAAGUCAGGUCCUGUAUCAGUUGAUUCUGUUUAUCGGAAUACAUCCACAACCAUUUCCGUCAGCUGUGCAACUAGCGUCAGUCCGUCCAACAGCGGACUUAUGGGUAUACGUUUAGUGUCAGUACGUUCCACCCCAACCACUUCUGUUCCCAAUAACAGUUCUAUUUUACUAAAUACUACCUGCUUUCAGUCAUCUAUUGGAAGUCUUGGAACUCGUGGAAGUACAGGUGAUAAUUCAGUGGUUAUGGUCACAUCUCCAUCACAGAUGGUAUCUUCUGGUGGACACCUUCGUAUAACCAAUUCACAUUGCUCACAGUCUUCGGAUAUUCAUCAAACACAAACUGCUGCAGUGUAUGUUUUGACCACCUCUGUUUAUCCGAUUUUAAGCACUACUACUGUUACUUCGUCGAAUUCUAGUUCAGGAAGUGAGUCAACAUGUUCUGCUUCCAGUAUCAUAAGUCCAGUUGUAGUUUCCGGAUCAACAAACGGUGUUCUGCAGGUGCGAUUUAGAUCUCCUCAACCAAAUGUUAGUCCUAUUGUCAUGACUGAAAACCAAGAAUCUAAAAGUCUACAAGUUGUUAGUCAUAAUAUUCUUCCAACUAGCCUACAUUCAAUAUCCGAUGUUCCCAAGUCAGUUUCCGAAGAUUCAAAGUACAUUAAUCCGGCUAGUAAACCACUACGAUGUGCCUCUGAAUCGAAUCCUCUUUUACAUCACCUUGUUUCAUCCAUGAAGCAGUCUCAAAAUGAAUCAACGACUGAUGUUAGCCAUGUGAAUAAUACAGAUCUGAAGAAGUCUGAUCCCAUUUCAACCCAUUCUGAAUUAUCUCUUUCAAAUUCAUGGUUACAUAAUAACAUAGAUGAUUCAAAACAGACUAAUGCUGGAAACUUCUUGAAUUCAAAUGAAAAACACAAUUACUUUUAUCCUACUACCAGCAGAGAUAAUUCCGAACUUAACAAUGACUUCACUGAUUGUGGUAAUAAGAUUUUAAAUGAAAAACAGUUGACUACACCUAUUCACAAUAUACCACGUAAGAAAAUUAAGGGUGAACAGGAACCAAAUGAAUGUCAAAAUGCUGAUGAGAUUACCAUUAAAAAUGAUUUCCACAGUAGCAAUAAAUUAUCAAAAGCUGGUAUCUUAUGGACUGUAGACCCUGUUGAUGGUCGUGAAUGGAUACUUAAUGGAAGACCUCCAAGGCCGUUAAUCAAUCCAAAGUGCGGAUUUUCAAAUAGUAGGUUGAGUGUUCCUUGUCGUUCUAAGAGCUCUCACUUUCUCAGUCUUUCUGAGAUAUGCACAAAACCACAACACAAAUCUGCCAAUCUCGAUGAUUCUUCACGACGUGAUAUGCAGAAUACUCGCCGCAGACGUCGCUCUUUGGUUACUGGCACGAAUUUGUCACAUGCCGAUUCUGACAUUCAGAGUAAAGGAGGAGUCAAAGAUAUGAAUAGUUUGAAUCCUAAUAAUGAGUCAAAUGAGGCGAAACGCUUAGUGCAAGACAUUUUAGCGGUACGUGCUGAGCAAGAAGAUUCCGGUUUUGUUAGAUUUCCUUUAACCAUCACAUCAGUGUUGGAUAUUACAGGUUGGCGAGUUCUUCAUUGUGCUGACAAUUUAGAUUUAUUGGCAUACACGGAGUUGCAAACAUUAGAAACCAUAAAAAAUAUGGAGACCGAUUUAGCCGACCAGCUUCAUUGCAUUUCUACUCAGAGUGUUCCGUCAUCACAUCUUAGUAUAUCUCAAGGUGUCAGUGAAACAGUGAAAUCUGUAGAGUCUGGAUUAAAAUCAGAUGAAUCCGAGAUGGCUAGUCAGUUUAAUAUAGCUAUUGAAUUAAUCAAAGGCAUUUCUCAACGUAAAAAAUACCUACUGGACUCUAUUCAGCGGAUAAGUUCCGUCACCAAAAAUUUAGUACAUCAUUUCAGUCCUGGGAUUCAUAAUCUAAUUGAAGAGCUAGAAGACAGUUCCAAUAAUUCUAGUAAAUCAUUGUCUCCGUCAUCGUCGAAAACCAAUUUGGAUUCCAAUACUUCAUCUACUCCAAUUACCUUACGGAGAUCUUCACGAAGAUUUCCGACCCAUAAUCCUAUAGUCCGACAAGUUCGACGUCGAAAUAACGUUGCAAUUACUAGAGGCUCAAAAUCACUAACUUCCCUAAUUAAAAAUUCACCAAGCAGCUGUCCAGGAACGAGUUCUCAAGGAAACAUAUGUAAUGUUGGGACCAGUAAUUAUUCCGUAGUUCGGUAGUUAUGAAUUUCCAGGUAUGUUUUCAUAUUUAAUACUUAUCAUUUAUUUAGCUAGAAAUUCUGAGUGAUUUCAAUGUAUUUCGUCAGUUCUUUUUGAAAUCCAUUUAAAAUUACAAUGUAUGAUAUGUGUCUCAGUGUACAAUCAAAGUGUGGAACGCUUGAUAAUAUUUGAAGUUUAUAUUUAAAAAGAGACACGACACUGUCCAGGAAUACAAACCAAUGCAUAUUUUUUUUUAAAGAAAUCAUCCACUGAGCCCUCCUGUCCUUAAUAUUCAAUCUGAAAGAAAAUGUAACGACAUUAGGAAAUGCAAUCCUGUAGCAACUGAUCACUAAAUCAAAUUCACAUCACUACCUAGUUAAUGUUAUUAUUGAUCAUUGAUUAGAUUAUUGUCUUGAUCAAAUUUAGAUCAUUAUUUACUGGCAGGCUAUAUACAAGUCUUCGAACUGUCUUCACUUCCCGUUUCUGAACUUAAAAAAGAACUUGUUGUAUAUUGGUGACCAAAAAACUCUGAAUCGUGACUAACAAAUGCGAAAUUCAAAUAAUUAAGACAAAUGACACACUUUUGUAAGCCCAUCUGUUUUCAUUGUAAAUUUAUAACACAAAAGGAUUGUAAUAUUUCCAGACUUACAUUUUCUAACCUGUUCAUCCGUUUUUGAAAAGGUUGUAUGUUGUACUGUUGGAGAUCUUUGUUUUUUUUUAAAAAAAGUAUCUCAAUGUAAAUGAAUAGUGAAUACGUCUUUACUUUAUAUUAUACCGUAAGUUUUUUGUCUUAAUUACAUUAAUCUUCGACCAACCAAACAAAUGUUUCAGUCAAUAAUCAUGAUAAUAAAGAAACCCAUUCGUCAAAUCAAGUUGACAGUUAUGAUUGAAAUAUAUUAGUUUUGAGAUUUUGUAAAUACUCAAGAUGAUAGUUAAUAGUGUAAUUGUGUUGUUGUUGU